GGAUAACCAAGUCAGCUACUUUCUUCUUCGUCUCCACUCCCCUCCACCUGCACGUCAGCUUUAUUCACCGAUCUUGCUCGACUACCUGUUGACUAGCCACUUCCAGCAUGGACGAGAAGAAAGCCAUGAAGCCGGCCAUCGUUCUGUACCCCGGCGCCGGCUGGGUCGGCCACGUCCUCCCGAUGACAGAGCUCGCCAAGGCCUUCGUCAACCACGGCUACCACGUCACCAUGGUGCUCAUCCAGUCGUCCGAUUUUGGGGAUGCCAGCGACGUUGUCCGGCGCGUCGCUGCCUCCAACCCGUCCAUCUCCGUCCGCGUCCUCUCGCCGGUCCCGUCGCCCGGCUUCUCCAGCUCCGCCGCCGGCAAGACUAUUAACCCUCUGCUCCACAUGCUCCAGCUGCUGCGCCGGUACAACAGGGAGCUCGAGCGCUUCCUCCGCUCCAUCCCGCGGCAAAGCCUGCGCUGCCUCGUCGUAGACAUGUUCUGCGUUGACGCCAUCGACGUCGCGGCGAGGGUGGGCGUCCCGGCGUACACGUUCUUCGCCUCGUGCGCCUCGGCGCUGGCCGUCUUGACCCAGGUCCCGGCGCUGCUCGCCGGUAGGCAAACGGGCUUGAAGGAGCUGGGGGACGCGCCGCUCGAGUUCCUCGGCGUCCCGCUGGUGCCGGCGUCGCAUCUCAUCAGGGGCCUGCUCGAGCACCCGGACGACGAGCGGUGCAGGGCCAUGGCGGACGUCUGGACGCGCUGCACGAGCACUAGGGGCCUCCUGGUGAACACGUUCGAGUCGUUGGAGAGCCGCGCGGCGCGGGCGCUCAGGGACCCCCGGUGCGUUCCCGGCCGUGUGCUGCCGCCAAUCUAUUGCGUCGGGCCGUUGGUUCGCGACGGCGCGAUGGGUCAGGGCAACGCGGAGAGGCACGAGUGCCUUGCGUGGCUCGACGUGCAGCCGGAGUGCAGCGUCGUGUUCCUCAGCUUCGGGAGCAAGGGCUCGCACCCGGUGGAGCAGCUAAAGGAGAUCGCCGAUGGCCUGGACAAGUCCGGGCACCGGUUCCUCUGGGUCGUGCGCACGCCGCCAGCUGGCAGCGAUGAACCGAACAGGCCCUCGGAGCAACGCCAUGAACCGGACCUCGACGCGCUCCUACCAUAUGGGUUCUUGCAGCGGACCAUGAACCGGGGCUUCGUCGUCAAGUCGUGGGCGCCGCAGGUGUGCGUACUCCACCACCCGGCUACCGGAGCGUUCGUGACACACUGCGGGUGGAACUCGACAUUGGAGAGCAUCACGGCGGGGGUGCCGAUGCUGUGCUGGCCGCUGCACGCGGAGCAGAAGAUGAACAAGGUAUUCAUGACAGAGGACAUGGGCGUCGCGGUGGAGAUGGAGGGGUACAUGACAGGUUUCGUCAGCGCCGAAGAGGUGGAGGCGAAGGUGCGUCUGGUGAUGGAGUCCGAAGAGGGGAGAGAGCUCAGGGCGCGAGCGGUGGCGCGCAGGAAAGAAGCACGGGCGGCGUUGGAUGACGGAGGCUCGUCGCAGGCGGCGUUUGUUCGGUUCUUGUCGGACGUGGAGAAUCUUUUUCAGGGCAGCUUGCCGAGUGACGAAUUCUGUAAAUGCUCUUCGCGUCUUUGUUGAUUUCGUUCUCCGACUUCCCAUCAAUCCUCGUGUCCUGCUUCCAUGUGUAAACUCUGCGCUUUGUGUCUGAGAACCAUCAAAGAACAGGUAGAUGACGAAUUCGAGUUCAGCAUUUCAAAGAUUUCAUCUAAGUCCCGCUUCCCAGAUGCAUUUGAGAAGGAAUCUGGACCUCUGCGCCUGCUGCCCGCCGCUGCGAAUUCCCGCUGCCCGCCGUCCUCUCAAUGUCGUAGCGAUUUCUUCCUUCCGUCGCCCAGCUCGCAAGCAUCUAGGCACCCGCGCCAUCCCCCUCGCGUGCGAGCUCGCCGCCAUCCCGGAGGUCCCCCCUGCGCAGUUGGAUUCACGCGUGCCAGCUCGCCGCCAUUCCGUCCGACGUUGUUCAAGCGAGCGAUGCGUCGGUUCAGCGUGGCGUAGUGGACCUACUCUUUCCCGCUGACGAUGCUGGCAUUGGCGGCGGCGGAGUACGUGCUGGUGCUGGCGCUCACCGUGUUGUCCAUGGUCGUCACCCUCGUGCUUAUGGUCUUCACUGUCCUGUGCACCGGCGACCUGAUGUCCGUGACCCAUCAGGACGACGGCCGGAGUUGGGGGUGGUGGUCGGAAAGAAUGGAGACGGCGACCGAGGGAACGAGUCGGGCACAAGAA
This is a messenger RNA of Phragmites australis (common reed), 2258 nucleotides long. Its product is annotated as anthocyanidin 5,3-O-glucosyltransferase-like. Gene Ontology annotation, molecular function: UDP-glycosyltransferase activity. NCBI's taxonomy places the organism in Eukaryota, Viridiplantae, Streptophyta, Magnoliopsida, Poales, Poaceae. The transcript has a single exon. Bases 108 to 1619 code for a protein of 503 amino acids. The record is from RefSeq and is a predicted model, not a curated record.